GAUGAAACACUGUUUGCCUCUCCAAAGAAAGUAAGGCCUGGUGAAGAGGAUGCUUUUGCUGCUGCUUUAUCAGAGAGAUCUCGAAGGCGAAGCAGUCCAGGUGGCAAAAAAUCACCAGCUAAAUCUGAAGAGCCAGAAAUGAUUCAAGUUAUUACAAAGGACCUGAUAAGAAGACUCAGGUUAGUUUCAGUUUUAGUUAGUUGUGUGAUUUAUAUCUGAGCCUUUAAAUAACUUAUUCAAAUUCAUACUACUCUAUCUUGACAAAUAAUUUAUGAGUUAAUGAACAAUUGAAGUAAAUUAUUAACCUUUCUUGAUAUUUUGUACAGGGUUCCUCAAGAAGAUCCCUCUGGAAGAAGUAUUAUAUUAGAAGUUGGAGAGUUUAGAAGAAUUAAGGUGACUUUGUCGUAUUGAUAUACACAAAACAUAAAACCUUGUUAAAUUGUAUGUCAUGCCUAGUUACACAGUUAGUAUACUAGAUAAUUCUGUUGCCAAGAUCACUGGCACAAAUUAAACUGACCAAAUUGAUUUCAACUAAGUUCUUUGUAGUUAGUUAGUGCAGGGCUGGAAAGUAGUGAGGAUGUCCAAGUUCUGAUUGAUACUCUAUGUUUUUUUUUCUUGUAGUCAAAUUGGUCAAAUUUGGCCAAGUUAUUCUAAUACCAUAAGUCUCACUGUAAUAGAUUUUUGAAAAUACAAAAUUAUACCUUUAAAUGGUUUAUGUGUCUGUGCAUGCAGACAAAUAAACUUCUUGUUUAGAAUCUUUGAGGGCAAGUGCUUUAGGGUACUAGAUUGUAAAUCUGGACCCGGGUGUUCAAGGCUGAUUAAUACAUUUGCAGGUGUUAAAUUUUAAUCCAGUUCUCUUUAGUUCUUUGUUCAAAAAGCCUUUUUUUGGGAUAAGUUUACCUUUUCUUUUGAGAUGAUCCAAUAAUAAGAUUGUAGACAAAACUAAUUAUACUGAAUUUUCUUUAAAAGUUUUCAGAUCUGAAAUGAGAUUUCACACCAACCCUAGGUUAUCUUAAGCCAGCUUUGAAGAACCUGGCCUUAGAGCUCCCAGGUUCAAACCCUCUUUUCUGUCUCUCAACUAGAUUUGUUACUUAGCAGUCAGGAAUUCACUUCUUCCACCGCACUUUGUAGAUAGCCAUAAAUUUGCUUUUACCUUCCACAAGUUGGGAUUUUAAUAUGAACAGAGGUACUGAAUAAAUCAAUCUUAAAAUAAUAUUUUUUGUAAUUUUUUGCCGCAAUUGCAGUCUGCAUCUCAUGUUCCAACACAAGCAGAAAAGGAAGCUGCCAUGGAGGAAAUGAAAACAAGAAAAGAAGCUCUUCAAAAUGCAUCAGAAGAACGAAAGAACUUUAUGCAGACCAUGGAGCUAAAACGGAAGGAGAAUGCCAAACCAUCAGACCUUGAACAGGUAAAGUGACUGUUAUUUAUAGAAUGAAAACCUUUUAGUAAUUUAGUGAGGCAGUUUGUUGGUCAUGCAAGUUCACCCCUUCAUAAACUGUAGACCUAUUUAUUUUCCCUUUCUAUACACGUGAAAUAGCUUUGUUAACACUUGGAAAAAAAAAACAGUAGAAUUUACUUUAAGAAGUGACUUAUUGGUAAGAGGGCUUUUUUAUAUGGGCAUGAAAAAAUCAUCAGCUAGCCCCUCACCCUCCCCCUCCAUCCCCCUUUAAUGACAGAGGUCUUUAGUGGCUAAAUUUUUGUGUUUCUGUUUUAUAUGAUGUUUCAGGAGAAGAUGAUACAGAGUGGAACUUUACUAGAUAAAGCUAAUGAACUAAUGGAGGAACAAGAUGAUGAAAUUAAGAAGUUGAAUGAGGUAUGUUUGAUUAAUCCAGGUAUCAUAAUGAAAUGUCUUAUUGAGCAAGCCUAAGGUCAAGAUGGAUGGAGAACAAUAUUGAAGGUCCAUAAGCAUACCAACAUAGAAAAAUGAGCUCAGUAUCCAGGCACCUUGAGCAAACAAAUAGUUGGUAAGGGACAUAAUCCAUGGUGAAAAUAUUUUGCCCCAGAACUACUUUUUAUUGGAAACAAAGAGGGCUAUCGUGAGGGGGCAAGGCAGGCCGAACUUGCCUGCCCAACUAGCCAAUCAGAUCACAGGAUUUGCCUUGUCUUGCCUUAAUUUUCUGAGCAAGCAUUAUUUUUGAAGUCUUCUAUGAUGUAAGUUCUGUACUGUGUGAUUUUACACUUGACUCAUUAUCUCUGAGACAUCAAUAAAAAAUAACUCAACUGGCAACCAGUAGCAAGGUUAUCAAUAUUUUUUUUAGUCUUAGCCCACUGGUGAAGCAGAGCGACCAAUCAAUCUAACCCUUAAAUUUAAAUUUUUACAACAGCUCAUCUUGAAUGCUAAAUGCCAUGCAAUCCGUGAUGCCCAACUCAUUGAAAAGGUUGACAUCAAGAAAGAACAGCUUGAAGAAGAGAAACGCCUUGAUGAAAUGAUGGAGGUGGAAAGACGUAAAGCACUCAAAGAGUACGAGGAGAGGGAGAAGGCUGCUCAUUUUGAAAGACUGAAGGGUGCACAAGUGUUGCAACAUCAGAUUACAGACAGAGAACAGAUAAGGCUGUUGGAUGAGGAGAAAAAGGAUCAGGAAACUAAGGUUAUUAUAAAUAUUUUUUACCAUCAGUUAUUCAGGCUCCUUGGAGGCAGUUUGAGGUCAACUUUUAUUUGAGAAUUUAUGAAAGUAAACAAAAUAUGUCCUAAAAUUCUGCCUGUUUUAAAUAUUUUAAAGAAAUGUGAAUUCUUUUACAUUAAUUUUGUUUCUUUCAAUUUUUUUUCAUUUCUGAAGCAAUGUUAAAGCUGCUUUUGCGAGUUUAUCAAUCAAAAUAUGUUUUAAACAUCCAUACCUUUUGUUUUUGAAUUGACUAAAUUCAAGUUCACGUGGUUCCCAUGGAGCCUGGUCACCUGCACAUAUCCUUAAAGCUGUUGGAAAGGUGUUCUUGUUUCCCUAAUAAAAUACUCUACACAGCGAAACAGUGUAAAAGUAUCUUCUAUUUUGUUCCACUGUAUGGUUUUUCUUAUUUUAAGAUUAAUGCCUGUUUUCCUUCUCCUGUUGUUUCUUUUGUUUAUGUAGCCAACCAUGUAAGAAAUUCAGUCUGAUAUAUGUUUAAAAAAAAUGUUUCUCUUUCAGGCUAUGUUGCAAUAUUUGGAUAAACUACAAGCAGAAGAUUUGGAGAACCUGAUAAAAAAGAAAGAAAUUCAACGAGCGUUGAUGAAAGAAGUAGCCAAAGCAAAUGAGGUAACGGAACCUCAUCCAUUGGGAUACACCUCUCAUCCACCCCCAGGGGGCUCAGAUAGGAUUUUUUUUAGUAGACGGGGGACUGAAACUAGCAUCUAAACCCUUUCAUUCCAUUAAUCAUUCUUCUUACUGUUGGACAUACAAUUUUUAUGAUGUUAGUUCUGAGAAUUUGGUAUUGGAUGAGCUGAAAAUCCCCCUAGUUGAUAUUUUUCUUUAUUCAUGUCUGCUUGAUGUUGCACUUCAAUUGUGUAAAGAAAUUCUGACAUGAUCACUCUUGGCAGUGAAAGGGUGAAUGGCACGUGGAUGCAGACAAGGGUUUUUUUUUUCCAUCACAAAAUAUCACGUUUUCUUAAGAAAAGGAGGAAGGUUGCGCACAUUCAUGGAAUCCCACUUAACUGCACCCGUGAAACUUUGGCGUCCACCGACUUCUUCAGUGUACUUCGAAUAACUUUAAGGUAAAGUUUAAUCAGUUCGAAAAACGCAACUGAUAGAAUUUUUUUAUUCAGGAAAUCGCUCAGCAGAAGGACCGCAAGGCGGCGCAAGACAAGCUCGAGGAAAUUAAAGUCAUGGAAUAUCUGAAACAGAAAGCGGUUAGUGAACAAACUCGGUCACAUGAUAUUUUUGUUGACAUUUUUACUUUCCUCGCGUUUUUCUCAAAUUCACAUUUUUGCUUUUUAUGCAGGAAAGAGAGGAGGCCUAUCAGCGUGAAUUAGAAAUGGCUAGAGUUGAAAAAGAGAAAGAAAUUGCUCGUCUACGUGCACAGCAGGAGAGAGCCAAAGACAAACAAGCUGAGAAGGUAUUGUUUCAAGAUAGCCUUACUUUGUUGUUGUUUCGAGUUGCCCUAUAAGUGUUGUAUAGUGGAGCUUAAAGUACCGCAGCAUUACACGCGCUUGACGCGCGUGCAAUUCCCGUGCACUUAACGCGCAAAACACGCACACUGCGCGUCACUACACUCACCUGUGUGAAAUAAAGUAUGCACGUUCAUGUAAAUCAGUUAAUUAGAACUCAUGUAUUUGGCGGUGUUUUACCUGCAGUCGCAAACAAGUUUGAGGUUUUGCUACGCUUUCAAAUGUCAAACCUGUCUUAAAUAAAAGAAACAUCUACUUUUGUAGGAUGCUCUUAGAGCCAAGCGAAAUCAGGAAGAAGCAGAACGGGAAUGGAGAAGAAAAGAAAAAGAAGAAGCUGAGAAAAAGUGAGUGAAGAGAACUAGCCAUUUGUUUGUCAUAAAUAAUCCGGGAUUUCCCCAAUUUAGCUGUAAUUCCCCCUCUGGACCUCAGUGAUUGGUCUUGGAAAAUUACGCCACCUUCUUUUAACCAAUCAGAUGCAAAACGGAAAACCAAUCACGACUUGAUCAAUUUUCUGUGGCUGAUCCUGGUCAGGGUACUGGGGGGCCGUACUUCCUGCCCUUUAUGCAACUGGGCCCUAGCGUUUAACAAAUCUGUGUUGUUGCUGUUAUCUUUAAAUCAAAGUUUGGACCACCCGUAAUAUCAAAAACUCCUUGAUCUGCCACUGCUUGUGUUUUACUUACCGCGCAUGAGACAGCUUUCUUUUGACUCAGAUCGAGAUCUCGUCAGCUCCCUGGUUUGUUUUCCUUCGUUCUGAUUAGCUUCUGUAAUCUGUUUAGUUUGGGCCUCAUGACGCUCAGUCGUUUGCAGAUCAGAAUCUGAAAUUUUCUUGUUUCUCGUUACAUUUUCUACAACUUUUUCACGCUAUAUUUUAUUUAUUUACAGAAAGCAAACUGAGGAAAUGUUACGUGCCGCUCGUGAAGUGCAAGUGAGGAAUAAAGAACAUUUCUUAGCCGUGCAAGCUGCCAGAGACAGGGCUGAGUUCGAGAGGGUGUUAAAGUAAGUCAUAUUCACUUUUAGUUCUUUAGUUCAAGUAUUCCUCGUUCUUCGAAGCCGGUGGCGGGUUUCGUUCAAUUUUCUCGCCUCUAGUGUUGGUUUACGUCAAUUAAGUUGAAACGAGUUUGCGAGCCUGCGCGAAAUUUUUUUCCUAAAGUACAGUGGUGGUCUCAUCCUUGCAGUUUCCCUGUAAUUAAAACGUAACUAUCAAUAUCUGUAGGGUGCAAGAGGAACAACUGCUAAAAGACGAAGAAGCUGAAAAAGUAGAUGCAGUCCGCCGCCAUCAGCAUGCGGAAGAAGUGCGUCAACAGGUCCGCGAGAAGGAGAAAGAUCGCAUCAAGGCCAGGAACGCUUUCUUUGAGGAAGGAAUCAAAUUGGACCAUGAAGCUCGAGCAAGGUAGGUUUAUAUUAAUUCAAGACCAUUCGAAAUAAUUUUCUCGAGAAUAAGACUAAGCGGCAGUUAACGUGUUUUAAUACCGCAAGAUGUUAAACCAAUCAGACUGAGACUGACAAUAUUUUGACCAAAUAAAAAACACGGAAUUUUGGGAAGCGAUUUCUUUCCUUGUUAAUUAGAUGGGUCUUAACCACUUUUUGAAAACAAUGGCACGAAGCCUGCUCAAUUUUUCGCCAUGGUUACUAACGUCUUAUGGAUAUAUUUCCAGGCGGCAGAAGUUGGACGAAAUAAAAAGAAGAAAGUUGCAGGAGCUGAAAGAUGCUGGUGUGCCGGACAAGUAUUGCAACGAGGUCGCGCGCAGGAUCGAGGCUCCACCUCCUUCGCUAUCCCGGAUGUACUAAGCCUGCGACUGCACUUUUUCCCUUAAAAACUUUAUUUUUUGUCUCUUGAAUUUAAAGAAAAUUAAACGAUGGUCUCGACAUUAACAUUAUAAAUGCAGAGGCUUUCUCGUUUUGAGGUUUAAAUUGAGAUUGUGGAUAUUAGUCUGAUCGGGAAAUGUCUUUUGUCACAGCGAAUAAAUUUCUUCUUGAUCAUUUUGUUCUUACAGUGUAAAUAUAUUCAUUACAUUUUACCAUGUGUAUAAAGAUUAUUCUAUCAAACAAUUAAAAUA
Molecule: messenger RNA, 6130 nt
Organism: Pocillopora meandrina
Lineage: Eukaryota; Metazoa; Cnidaria; Anthozoa; Scleractinia; Pocilloporidae
Source: the annotation of a GenBank genome assembly